UUUUCUUUUGCAAGGCAUCAUCUCCAAGUCUUUUUCAACUUUGCUUUUUUUCCCCAACUUCCUCGGAGCUCUCCUUCUCCAAGGAAACUUUCCCCUCUACUUCUUCGCCAGGCAUUGGGAGUUUUUAAGCUCUGGGGGACAAAGGGGAAUCCAUUGCAGCCCCUGGGAUUAAAAAGCUCAGACGGAAUCGCCACAGUUGCGUGGAGGGACGAGAUGGUGACUCUGGACAGAAAUGUUGCUGAAGACAUCAGCCAGCAGAUCAACGAUGCUCUGGGACGCCUGCAAAGCAAGCAUCUCUUCCAAACCACCUGGGAUAUCGUCGCUUUUGCCAUCUUCUUCACCUUCAUGGGGAUGGUUCUCUUGCUGGGCAUCCUUGCGUUGAUCCGAUGUUGCUGCUGUGAUACUCCUAGUUCAUAUAAGAAGGUCAAGAAAAGAAAAGUUGGUAUUGAUAAUAUGGGCAUGGAGCAUUAGAUUCCAUAUGACCAAUUGCCUGAGCACCUGGCUUUACUGAUUUUCCUCUGCUGUGCUGGAAUUUAUUGUAAGAAAUCAGAUUUCUUCUGGGAGGAACUGUGAGACAGGUGAGCCCUCUAGAGGCUUAGAUGCUCAAAAGAUGAUUCUUAGUCCAUGUCCGUCCUCCAUAAGCUGGGGCGAAAAAUUCGUUCUCACUGUUGCCAACUAUCAGCUGCUUCUGAUCAUUAGUAACAAGGAAAGGGCUAACUAAAUAAGUACCGUGUUUUCCCUGAAAAUAAGACCCUGUCUUAUAUUUUUUUUGAACCCCGAAAUAAGCGCUUGGCCUUAUUUUCGGGAAGGUCUUAUUAUUUUGGGGCGCGUGGAGCAAGAUGGGGCUCCUCUUGCCGUCUUACCUGAUUUCCAGCUCUGCGUUUAAAUAUUUUCGGGGAGGGCUUAUUUUCGGGGGGAGGCUUAUUUUAGCGGAUGCGCUCAAAAGCCCGAUUGGUCUUAUUAUCAGGGGAUGUCUUAUUUUUGGGGAAACAGGGUAGUUCGUGAACAAUGAUCAUCCUCUUUCGCAAACUCCUAUCUUGUUGGUCUACCCGUUGGGUUUGUUAGCAUGCGCUAUAAAAAUGGAGCGUCAAUCACAAUGUGUUUACUUCUUAUUCCCAUCAAGAACCAAUAACUCAUAUCAAUGCUUGACCUGUUUUAAUUGUCCUAAAUUGUAUUUUUCUAUAGGAACAGCCCAGAUCUUGUACCACCUUCGUAUAGCAUUAUCCUUUUUGUAUUACUGAAAAUGUUUUUUAUCAGUUCAGGAUGCUUUGUACCAAGGGGUAUCCAACUUUGGCAACUUUAAGACUUGUGGAUUUCAACUCCCAGAAUUCCCCAGCCAGCAUGGAUGGCUGGGGAAUUCUGGGAGUUGAAGUCCGCAAGUCUUAAACAGUUGCCAAGGUUGGAACCCCGCUGAUUUAUACCUUCUUGUUCUAAUAUCCCAGAUUUGUUACUUUUCCAAGAUCGAUGUCCUAAUUUUCAAUGUAAAAUGUAAUCGCUGAUUACUGUGAACCUCUUGUUGUGUAGAGUUGCUGAAUAAAUUUAGAUGGCUGUAUAAGUGA
Pantherophis guttatus is the source of this 1559-nucleotide messenger RNA. It is a transcript of the gene SMIM22, whose product is annotated as small integral membrane protein 22. Lineage: Eukaryota; Metazoa; Chordata; Lepidosauria; Squamata; Colubridae. Gene Ontology annotation, biological process: regulation of cell population proliferation. The record is from RefSeq and is a predicted model, not a curated record.